Paramecium tetraurelia is the source of this 1335-nucleotide messenger RNA. RefSeq lists its product as uncharacterized. Gene Ontology annotation, cellular component: nucleus. The record is from RefSeq and is a predicted model, not a curated record. The transcript has 9 exons. Lineage: Eukaryota; Ciliophora; Oligohymenophorea; Peniculida; Parameciidae.
AUGGAAUCUGAAGUACCUGAGAGUUAUACAAAGGAUGAGAUCGUCUGGGCAAAGAUAAGAGGAUACCCCUGGUGGCCUGGAAUUAUAGCUGAAGUGAUAAAAGAGAAAUAGUCAUCAGAACCUACAAAAUAUCUUGUCAAUUUUAUUGGAGAUAACUCACAAAGUUCCACAUUACCUUUUUAAAGUCUUGCCAAAUAUUAGGAGAAGUAUGAGGAAAUAGUUCAAAAAAUCAAGACUAAGCAACACAAAGAUUCGGUCACAGCAGCAGAUUAAAUUUUGAAAGGGUAAUCAACAUAUGAAAUUGAAUCAAAAAAAAUCUCUAAGAAAAAGAAUAUCACUAAAACAGUCAGUAAGCGUAAGAGAACAAGAUCAUCUUCGAGUGAAGAACACAGUGGAAUAUAUGGAUCAUCUAGAAAAUCGAAGAUGGAUUCCGAGGAUAUCACUAAACCUGACAAUUUCAGUUCAGAGAUUUAGGAGUUAUUGAAAUUGAUGGCUGAGACUAAAUUGAAUCCACACUAAAUAGAAACUAAAAUAUCAAGUCUGACUCAAAUUCUUGAUUUGGAUAGACCAGACAUAAUGGAAAUAUUAUAGGGACCGAAUGGAAAAUUUUUAAUGUAGAUACAAGCACGAUUGACUGAUAAAAAGAGUCUUUCUUAAGCGCAGAUCGAUUUUACACAGCUCCUUGAGAAAUUGAAAUCAAUUGUAUUGAGAACGUAUUUUGAUCCAACCGAAAUCAUCCAGUAAUUGCAUUAAGUAUCCGGUCAAAAGAAGAUCACUUAAAAGUUAUUAGAGAAAUUGUCAAAUCAGCCGAAUUUCAUUUUGGAUUCUGAAGAUGAUAGUGAAGAGUCAGAUUCAGAGGAAAGUGAUGGGGAAAGCGAGGAGGAUGAAUCAAGUGAAGAAUCAGUGAAAAAGGGAAAAUGUUAGAGACAGAUUCCUAUUACUAAACCAAUUAUUAGAAAAAAAUAAACUUAAAAUCAAUCGCCUAAGAAACCCAGAAAAUAGAGUCAGGAUAUUCCAAAUCCUUUGCUAAAAAACAAAGUGGUUUAGAAGAUCUCUGAGACUAUUUCAGAAUACAUUGACUAGAGUAUUCCAAAGAGAAUAAGUGAAGAUGUUGAGAGCAGGAUUAGGUUGUGUGAUUCAAAUAUGGGAUUUGUAUAUAAGAAAAAAUAUCGUACAAUUGUAGACAAUAUUAAAAAAUAAACCAAACAAGACUUAAUCAAUUUGUUAUAAAAUAGUUCAAAUUCAGAAUAGUUAUGGAAUCUUCUGAACGGUCAUACACAAAGUAUGAACCAGAGCGGCAACAAACAAAGUGAUUAUGAAUAAUAAUAUUCAUGA